CCCCCCCCCUUCCCCAAAAAUCCUCCUUAUCUCUGCGUUGGGAAUGUGUGCAGGGUGGAAUCCGCUCAGGUUGCCCGCGGAGGGAGGAAGGUGCUAAGAAAGAAAAACAGAAUAAUCAUUCAAGGUCUUUGGCUAGCAACCUCACUGCAUUUUCCAGGUUUGGGAAAUAAUAGACCUGGAUUUUUAUUGUUAUUUGUCAAUUAGAUUGCAAUUAGAAUAUAGGAUACUAGUAAAGUGUCACACAGUCCAAAUAUUUCUGCCACAAUAAGAUGUCUUCAGCACCGCAACCUCCAGACGUACAACAUGAAGUACCCAAAAAGAAAGAUUAUCGAAUUCCGGGCCUCCGAAGUGUCCAAACAACUACUUUGUUCCGUGCUGUGAAUCCAGAACUUUUCAUUAAACCUAACAAAACAGUGAUGGCUUUUGGCCUUGUGACAGUUACUCUUUGUGUAGCUUAUAUCGGGUACUUGCACGCACAACAAGAAAACAAAAAGGAUCUCUAUGAAGCUAUUGACAGUGAAGGAAACAGACUUAUGAAACGCAAAACUUCAAAAUGGGACUGAAAAAACUCAGUGUCCAUUUAAAUAUCAACAUGGAAGACGAUGUUCGAUUUUAUGUAUGGCAACUUUCAGGAUUUUGUCUGAAGCAUUAGCAUUUAUUUUUAUACAAUGAAUGCUUUUUAAAACCAAAUAUUACAGUUUAAACACCAGGAUGAAAUGCUGUUAUUGAUCAAUAUUUUGAGUAAAGCCCAUUAUAAGAAAAGA
Molecule: messenger RNA, 764 nt
Organism: Thamnophis elegans (Western terrestrial garter snake)
Lineage: Eukaryota; Metazoa; Chordata; Lepidosauria; Squamata; Natricidae
Gene: SMIM8
Product: small integral membrane protein 8
Exons: 3
Coding region: 270-563 (97 amino acids)
Source: RefSeq, a predicted model, not a curated record